AGCACAGCACUUGACUCAAAUAGCUGAAGCCCUUUCAAUUAAUGUAGCGCAGGGCAAUGGCCAGCUUUCUGAGUGGUGUGAUUUCUGGCCUUUUUUGCGUUGUUCUUGGAAUUGGCUGCCUUCUUUUCGCAAAACAGACCCCAGCAGAUGGUUGUAGCCUUUGGCUUCGACGUUUGAUGGACACUAAAAGCUGGAGCGAUGAUGACGACAAUCACAUCGACAUCAAUGACAUGAAAAGCGACACCUUUCUUUCAACUAGAAGAGAAGAACAUGCAGACGAAGAGGAUAUGAGGAGCUCUGCACAAACCAAGCAAAGAACUUUUCAUGAGCAUGAUGAUGUGUUCAAAGAUGUUCAUUCUUGGAGUACGAAGAAACUUCGUGAGGCGUUGAGGACACUAGAAGGAGAGCUCCAGAGAAGGGAAAGGGAAUUCAGGAAAAUUGAGAUCUCUUCGAGACCAGACGUUACUCCUGCCGGUGGAGCUCGGUUCAAGUAUGUUCACAAACACACAUACGCUACAGGCGAUCCAAAAGCCGCUGCUUAUUUCGUUGCCAGUUACUUUGGAGGGUGGUGUAACCAUGAACCUGGACAUGGCAAGCAGCGCACACACUGCAAUGAUACAGCCUUUGAAGAGCCAAUGACAUGGAAUGCAUAUUUUCCUCCAAGUUUGGAGCAGCCUCUUGGCUUCUCAAUUCAUUCUGUGAAGAAUCCUCACAAACUGCCAGCAAAAGCGCCUAUGAAUGAAACAGAGCUUGGGCUCUUGGUGGAAAAAUGGCGAGGUAAUUUUAGCCAGACAGGCCGCUUUGAUCAAUUCAUGGACAAUCAUUUGGGCUUGGUCUUUGAUUCACUGGAUCCGCUGGUUGAGAAAUGGCAGCGUGAUGGAGUGCCUUUUAUUUGUCGUUCGUGGUGCUGUGGACCUGGCUUCGAACAGUGGCCAGAUCGGUGCCCCUUUGGGCCCAGCUCUGACACAGACUUCUGCGAGCAGGGUUGCUAUGUGGAAGUGCCUCACGGAAUCAUUUUGGAAGCUCUUUGCGGCAUGGAGAAUUACAAAGCCUCACGGAAAUGCCUCACGAAGGUUGGACCUCAUCAGUUAAAGUCUUUUGAUCUCUGUUCAGACAACUAGCAGUAACUAGCAACCAGCAGCUGCUUAGCAGCUAGCUACGAGAGGCUACACGCUGGUCUUUUCCACUAUCUACUGCAGUUGCCCGAGCCCCACAACAAAAAGAUUUGCUUUCACCUUCUAGGGUUAUGCUGGUC
This is a messenger RNA of Durusdinium trenchii, 1255 nucleotides long. Lineage: Eukaryota; Dinophyceae; Suessiales; Symbiodiniaceae. The record is from the annotation of a GenBank genome assembly.